AGACAACUCUGAAACCAAGAUUCCAUGUGGCAUCAAAUUAUUUUUAAUGAUGUGGUUGACUUGACAAAUAGAUCUGUGACAUUUAAGAGAUCAAAACUCCACAAACAUGUCAUGCAUCAAAAUCGUUAAUUAAUACUAAAUUUUCAAACUACAUCCUCAACUAAACCAAAACAAGUUGCGAAAUCAUCGAUAAAAUGCUUAUCAUCUUCCUUUUCUUAUCUUAUCAUAGAUAAUGAAAAGUUUCCUAACCGUUUCUAUAUAUGUGUAAAUUUGUAUGUAUACAUAAAUAUAAAGUAGUGGGUAACCUUGGCGUGAUGAAAAAACGUAUUUGCGGCUAGCUCCAAUGACGUAUAAAAGAUAAAACGCUUCAGUUUGAAUUUCGAUUCCAACAUGACGAUACCAAGCGAUUUAACGAAAAUCUCACCGAUCGAAUUUCAAGAGUUUAUAAAUUCUUUUGAUACCGUUUUAUGCGAUUGCGAUGGCGUGUUAAUUUUUGUUCAAAAACCAGUUGAAGGUUCCCCAGAAGCUGUGAUAAACUUUAAAAAAAUCGGCAAAUCAGUCCGAUAUGUUACAAAUAACUGCACGAAAACGAAAAAACUUUUUACCGAAUCUCUAAAAAAAGCCGGGUAUGAUUUAGAGGAGCAUGAUGUAAUAUCACCAGCGGCAGCUAUAAUCAAAUACUUAAAAAGCAUUAAUUUUGAUAAAAAACUUUUUGUCAUGUCGCUUGAUGGUUUACAAAACGAUUUAAUUGAGGCUGGGUUUAAAUUAGCAAAUACAGGGCCUCCUCAAGUGGAGCACGAAUCCAAAGCGAUUGUAUCAGCAAUUUUUGGUCUCGAUGAUGAUGUUGGGGCUGUUAUUAUGGACGUUGAUGUCAACAUGAAUUUUAUUAAGCUGCAAAGAGCAAUUUUGCAUUUAAACGAUCCUCAAGUUCUUUAUAUGACGGCCGCUUUAGACGAUAUGAUAACCAUCGCGAAAAAUGUUACAUUAAUUGGUCCACAACAUUUUCAUGGUAUCGUUCAAAAGAUAUCUGGAAGAUCUCCUUUGGAGUUUGGAAAACCGGGGCAAAAAAUGAUUGAUUAUGUAAAGAACGAAUUUAAAGUUGAUCCAAAUAGAACUUUAUUUAUUGGAGACACAUUUAGCGACAUGUCUUUUGCGCAUCACGCUGGGUACCAAAAAUUGCUGGUUUUAUCCGGAGUUGUGAAUAAAAGUGAUAUGGAAUCUUGCAAAGAUGAUACAUUAACACCUAAAUAUUAUUUGGAAAGUUUGGGGGAGUUAAAUAAUUUUCUGGAUAAAAUGCAACCUUCAAAAAAUUCAUCUUUAUGAUUUUAAAUAAAUAAAAUAAAAUCCUUUUAGUAUAGGCAA
This is a messenger RNA of Onthophagus taurus, 1362 nucleotides long. RefSeq lists its product as uncharacterized. NCBI's taxonomy places the organism in Eukaryota, Metazoa, Arthropoda, Insecta, Coleoptera, Scarabaeidae. Gene Ontology annotation, cellular component: cytoplasm. Gene Ontology annotation, molecular function: phosphatase activity. The record is from RefSeq and is a predicted model, not a curated record.